Halteromyces radiatus is the source of this 2078-nucleotide messenger RNA. Its product is annotated as polymerase. Gene Ontology annotation, molecular function: poly(A) RNA polymerase activity; RNA binding. The record is from RefSeq and is a predicted model, not a curated record. Gene Ontology annotation, cellular component: nucleus. NCBI's taxonomy places the organism in Eukaryota, Fungi, Mucoromycota, Mucoromycetes, Mucorales, Cunninghamellaceae. The coding region runs from base 60 to 1775 and encodes 571 amino acids. The transcript is spliced from 10 exons.
AUUCAUUUUUUUUUUUCUUCAGUUCCUUUGUCUAUCUUAUUGAAUUAUCAACGUUAUCAAUGUUAGGAGUUACUCCACCUUUAUCUGAUGCUCCUUCUUCUUCUCAUGAUAUCAAAUUAUUAGAUAGCCUUAUUACGGUGUUGAAAGAACAAAAUGCUUUUGAACUUCCCGAAAAGACUCGUUUAAGAGAAUCUGUUUUAAAUAUCUUGGAUGAACUUACAAAACAACUGGUUUAUCAAAUUAGCUGUGACAAUGGCAGGAGUCCCACUGAAGCUAGCAGAGUGAAUUCAAAAGUGUUGACGUACGGUAGUUAUCGUCUAGGUGUACAUGCUGAAGAUGCUGAUAUUGAUACGUUAUGUGUUUUACCUCGAGAUAUUACAAGAGAUCAUUUCUUUGAACGAAUGUACCUUGCCUUGAAGGAACAAUCUGGUGUGGAAAGUCUCAACGCUGUGGAAGAUGCUUAUGUACCUGUAAUAAAAUUCAAGUUUCAUAGUAUACCGAUCGACUUAAUAUGCACUAUAUUACCAUUAUCUACGAUACCUGAAGAUUUGAAUGUCAAUAACCCAUUUCUAUUGAAACAUAUGGAUCAACGUUGUAUACGCAGUUUGAAUGGUACUCGUGUGGCUGAUGAAUUACUUAGUUUGGUACCUGAUGUGGAUACUUUCCGAUUAUCUUUACGAUGCAUCAAAUUAUGGGCAACAAAACGGGCAAUUUACUCUAAUAUUAUUGGUUUCUUGGGCGGUGUAGCUUGGGCAAUUCUUGUAGCACGUGUAUGUCAACUCUAUCCAAAGGCUUGUGCAAGUACUAUAGUAAGCAAAUUUUUUCGUAUUAUCAGUAAUUGGAAUUGGCCUAGUCCUGUUUUAUUGAAAACCGUCGAAGAAGGUAGUCCUCUUGACAAAUUAAAACCAUGGAAUCCAAGAUUAUCAAUGAAUGACCGAGAACACAAGAUGCCAAUCAUUACUCCAAGUUUUCCAAGUAUGUGUGCAAGUCAUAAUGUUACCCAAUCAACAAUGAAGAUUAUCAUAGGUGAAAUGAAAUUAGCUGCUGAUAUUGUGGAUAAAGUGAUGAUUGGUUCUACCUCAUGGGAUCAACUUUUUACAGAGAACGUCUUUUUUCGAAGAUAUGGGCAUUAUAUUCAAGUCGUAGUCAGCUCAGAUAUUCAUGAGUCACUGAUACAAGGUGCCGGAUUAGUGGAAUCAAGACUUCGACAACUUUUGACAAAAUUAGAAAGUUCACCAUAUAUUGCAUUGGUACACCCAUUUAUAGAUGGCAUUGAAGACAAACGAAGAUGUACAAAUCGAAAAGAUGUAAGAGAAUUCAUUGGUGCCACAAAACCACGAAACAGUACAGAUGACCUGGAACCAUUUGAACAAACAAUUUACACCAAAACAUUUUAUAUUGGAUUAUAUACUCGAACUGAAAUAUCAUCAACAUCACCAUCCGUUAGUAUUGAUUUGACAAUGGAAAUGAAUAGCUUCAAAUAUGGCUUACAACAUCAUCCAUCAUUUGACAAAGAGCAUACAAGAAUCAACCUGCGAUAUCUGAAUAGAUCCAAUUUGCCUCAGGAAUUGAUUUCAACUGGAUCGGCAACAAUGAAACGCGCAUAUCAAGAAACCGAGAUACCCGACGUUACUAGUAGUAGUUCAAAUAUUAAUGGCAAAAACAGCGAUCAUGGAAACAACAAUAAGAAACAUCGGACACUCAGCAAUAUAAACGAUCUCUCAUCCUCAACACUUCCUGAUAUGAACAAGACAUUACCUCUUCCAUCAACCUAGUGGCAGAACCUUUUUUUUUUUUGUUAUUGUUUGGAGCAAAAACAAAAGGGAAAAAAAAAGAAAAGAAAAAAAAGGAACUGAUAUUUGUUUGUUUUUAUUCUUUCUUUUGUUCCAUAUUUGUUUUUUUUUUCUUUGUGUAUAUAGGUCUUUUGGUAGGUGGGAUGGAUGGAUUUUGGGUUUUGAUGAAUUGAUUCCCAUGGAUUAUAUUAUCUUGGCCCCCUUCUAUUGUUAGAUAUAGUUUUAUUGUCCCUAUUAUAGGAAUAGGAUAGUGAUAUUAGAUUAGAUUAUCAAUAAAAUUAAAAA